Molecule: messenger RNA, 2944 nt
Organism: Cephus cinctus (wheat stem sawfly)
Lineage: Eukaryota; Metazoa; Arthropoda; Insecta; Hymenoptera; Cephidae
Exons: 3
Coding region: 2145-2447 (100 amino acids)
Source: RefSeq, a predicted model, not a curated record
ACCUCGAGUCUACAGUUUCUCCUAAAGCGAAAGCAACUAACUCAAAAAUUUUCUUUCAGGUGCCAGCAAUACACAGUCAGUUCAAAGAUUUACUAAGAAUAGAUCGUUGACAGUUCAGCUUUGUGCUCCUCUGUAAAAUCUAUUCUAUUUAAUGCCUUUUCUCUCCGUUCUAGGCGUUACUUUAAGCACUGAGUCGACGCGCCAUCUAUUGGGUCACGGCUAUAAUUAUAACCGUCGGACAACAGUAGCGACCAUCCCCUACGGUAUAGAAGGGCCAGCUGCGUGGUGCGAUCCGAUAGAUCAUAGUAAUGGGACUGCUAGGCGAUAGAGCGAGCGCGCGACAUCGCUCGUUAAUAAUCCACCUGAUUACCCGACGAUCCGUGCAAGGCCGACGGACAUGUUGUUUCGCUUGUUUUGUCGUCCGUCGGUUGAUUUAGGUGGAUGAGGGGAAAAAAUAAAUGUAUAGGGAGUUGGUAAGGAGGAUAAAAAAUUGUCAGUUAAAAAAAAUUAAAGGAAAGUGUAUACCUGCGUAAAGUGUAAGGAGAUUUCGUGCUGGAAACUCAUGAAUUGAAUAUAGCAAGGUAGGUCAAAGGUCGACAGAAGAGAUUCUUGUAAAAUCGAAGGAUUCAAGGGUGCUUAGUAUCACCGCAGGAACUUCUGCAUUAUCGCGGCACGGACGGUCUUGGAAACUGUAUAAAGUCCUGGGAAGGCAAUAUUCUUGGACGAGGGAGGAUGGCAGGGUAUACGGGGAUAGGACUAUUGGAUUUCCUGGUUGAGGAAGUUAAGCCAGCUUCCUAGAGUGUGCGGUAGGGGAGUAUAGGUUAGGUGGGCGUACGGACGUUGUAAGUUAGACAUAAUAGAUCACGUGGAUAAAUCUAAUUUCUAAUUAGCGACUGUCGCCAAUUUCCCAAGGACUCCUUAAAUAGAAUCCGUCCUCGAGGACGUAGAUACAAUUGCGAGAUAGAUAAAUCUCUUAGCGUGAUCUCGUACAUGGACUAAAGUGCUUACGGAACACUUUGAAGGGUUCUUAUGUGCUGGAAAAAUAAGGUUCGUUUCUGAAGUAAGGAUAUUCAUGAGGAUGGGGUUUAAGGACCUUGGUGUGCCGUAAAACUAUGUUAUUUAUUUAAAGCUUGCCAGGGGAAAAAAAAAAGCGACGCCGAUAGCGUCGGUCUGUCAUUCUUAUGCAGAUGUCGACGUGGGUGGCUGUUGUCACGAGGUCACUCAACCCAUAGUCGUAAAGAUGAAUUCUUAUUUUAAAAGAAAAUUGCUCAUACGUGUUUACUGCUCGUUGAGAAAUGUUAUUUGUCAAAAUAUCUAUGGAUUGGAUAAUAAAGGAUUUUCAAUGAAUUAUUUAGGUGUGGAGAGUACCUUAAAUGUUAUGUAGGGUGAGUAAAGAAAAAAUAGGUCGUUCUAACGACUCACGUCACUCGGCACAGAGCGACGUCAUUCAACGCGUUAUUCGUUUCGAAUGCGGCCGUUUAACGAUUACGUCAAGGCUGACAUAUAACAAUGAGUGUUCCACGAAGAAAUCUGGGACUUCCAACGUCUACGUCUUGGCCAAUAAGCUUUUGUGACAAAAGGAUGAUGAAGGGAACUCUGGAACUGGGGAAACAACGUCCGGAGGCUUACGAAGUAUGACAAGAGCACUCAGCCUGAAGCUUUUCCAACGACACGUUUAAUUUUCCAAGAGACGACUUGUCGGGUGAACCCAUUUUCCUCAAUUUCGUGUCUUGUCUCCUCAAUGUGAACGAGGCUUUAUAAAUGAGAGCGAACGUCACGUUCAGGAUCUUCAUUCAGCGGUACAAAAGUGACGCGACGGCUGAUUCAUUCCGUAUCAUUCCCGCUAAACGUCAACAAACAACUAAUCGCAUUAGAUUUCGAAACUGGACGCCAGGCGUUCUCAGUACGACGCUUUUUAAUCAACACGUCUUUACAGAGUAUCGUCAGGGUUCGUUAACCCUCUCGAUAAUAAUUUUUAUUUUCGUAACGCUCGCUUCGGUCGUCGAUUUGACUCUAGCAGUACCGCGCAUGCGCACAGCGGACGUACACGCCAGUAAUGGACGCUCGCACGGAAUUACUGCCGCGGCAGGAAUACCCGGCAGGCUAUGCGACUUGUUUUCUUGAAAAUCGACUGAAGAAACAAAAUGACAUACGAAAUACUCCAAGUGAAAUACAUAAAAUCCAUCGUUAGUAGGAAAUUAUUGACAGUUGGACGGUUUUACGUGUCCACCUGCACGAGACUGUCCCGACCGACCACGGUGGAGCAGAACUGCGCAGAAAUCUUUUUGGAAUUCGCUGACGGUGACUCACGGGAAUGUGUAAAUUCAAGAAUCCGGGUCCACAGCCCACGGGUCACGGACGACGAGGACUCGGUCGAGUCCCUCAAGGCCUGUUGUAUACCUAACGUUGGUAUUUCACCCCAAGUUGUUGGCAACACUGGUGGUUAAGGCUACGCCACUGGAUUCCUGACGUUUCGACAUUCUUAGUUGUUUAAGGAGUGGAUGAGAUUAUUUGGAUGCAAGAUAUAUGCCAAUGACUACGUAUACCUAUGGAUGGCUUACGUGGACACUGUUGCAUUAUGAAAAAUUGCACGAAGCCAAUGGCGCAGGCGCAAUUUAUUAUUACAGGGAGAACGAAGUACACUGGAAAAAUCGAUUUCGCUAAUAUUUUCUUCGAUUCCGACCAAACCCAUUGGUUAUCGUUAGGUGGAAGGACGCGUGAGUUAAGGAGAAAAUGAAAGGUUUCCCAUAUGUUGAAUUACGAGAAAUAAAUAUUGCAUUGUCGUAACACGAGAAAGUAAGACCAAAAGACUGGUACGGCGUGGCUGGUCUGUGUCUAUGUGAUAGAAAAAAAAAAACUGUACACAAAAAAUCCAACAUGGAUACCACGUGAAAAAUUUAAAUUUUCAAGAAUACACUUUCUUUUUCGCAUUUUCAGCACACCC